GUGUAAGCGUAGGAACUUUUUCUCUUGGCGUAAUCAACUCGUGGGUUAGGCUGUGUUGUGCGUUCUGUAUGACAGCGGGUGGUUCAAAGGCAGAUCGAUUUGAAGGGCGAGGGAGGGUUAGCGUAUUGUAGUACCACGUAUUAAAGCUAAAAACUGAGAUAUUCAGUCUCUCUCUCUCAAAAAAAAAAUUCGUAAAAUAACAACUGAUAGAAUAAAAGGUAAAUAAUAAUGUUGAGAGAUAUAUUUAUUAUGACGUGCAGGUGGUGGUUGUAGGUCAACGUGGAUAGGACGUCUGUUCAAGCUGAGAGCUUCUUACGCCAUGCGUACUUGCUUCGUAUCGACUGACGGUCAUAUCAGCUGGCGCUGCAAUCACGGCAACAUGGCCGCCUUCUAUACAGGACGUCUCUGGAGCAUUGCACAUAAAUAUUAGAGCUGAAACAUCAUGGAUGAAGACAGUGAGGACAGCGAUGCGGAAGGAGGUCUAGGCAACGUAACUCGUGUGGUCAUGAGACCUCCAGGUCAGAGUGGCAAAGCCAAGCGAGGUCAUCUGUGUUUCGACGCUUCGUUUGAGACUGGUAACCUCGGACGUGUGGAUCUGAUAUCAGAAUAUGAAUAUGAUUUGUUUAUACGUCCCGACACUUGUAAUCCAAGAUUUCGUCUCUGGUUUAACUUCAUCGUGGACAACAUACGUAUCGAUCAGAGAGUAAUCUUCAAUAUCGUUAACUUCAGCAAACACAGGAAUUUGUUCCGAGAAGGCAUGACACCUCUCGUCAAAUCAACUAGCAGACCCAAGUGGCAAAGGAUUCCUAACAAGUACGUUUACUACUACCGCUCGCCGGAACAUCAGAAUCACUAUGUCCUGUCAUUUGCAUUUGGCUUUGACCGCGAAGAAGAUGUUUAUCAGUUCGCGUUCAACUACCCGUAUUCAUAUUCCAGAUGCCAGGCACACCUGCAGUUACUUGAAAGGCGACAGGUCCCGUAUAUUAAGAGAGAACUUUUGACCAACACGGUGCAACAAAGGCGUUUGGAUGUGCUGACUAUAACAAACCCGAGUAACAUGAAGCCUGGAAAUAAAAAGCAACAUGUUGUAGUUGUCUUAAGCCGUAUUCACCCUGGAGAGUCUCCGACAUCCUUCGUCUGUCAAGGUUUGAUCGACUUCCUGGUUAGUAAUCAUCCGAUUGCAGUCGCACUGCGUGAAUACGUCACGUUUAAGAUAGUGCCUAUGAUGAAUCCUGAUGGGGUGUUUCUGGGAAAUUAUAGAUCGACUCUCAUGGGAUUCGAUUUAAAUAGAACAUGGCAUCAGAUAUCACGUUGGGGUCACCCCACCUUAUAUGCUGUCCAGGCAAUGGUAGUCGGGCUAGACCAGAGCAAGGAAAUGGAAUUGGAUUUUGUUCUGGACCUACAUGCACACUCAAGUCUGCAGGGAGUCUUUGUAUAUGGAAAUACUUACGAUGACGUAUACAGGUAUGAAAGGCAUAUAGUGUUUCCCAAACUGCUGGCACAGAACGCAGAAGACUACAGUGUUGCCAACACCAUGUACAAUCGAGAUUCGAGCAAAGCUGGAACAACAAGGAGAUAUUUCUGUACAGCCCUGAAGGACUCAGUCAACUGCUACACCUUGGAAGUAUCUUUUUUCGGAUACCAACGUCCAAAUUCUCAAGGAAUAUUCCAGUACACAGAAGAUGCAUACUGUAGGCUCGGUCGUAACAUUGCCCGCACCUACCUGGACUACUACAGAGCCAUUGGAGUGAUACCGGCAAAUCUACCAAUUACAAUAUCCACGUCUCCUGACCCCAGGAUGCGAGCUAGAUCAAGCCGGAGUCCUUGUACCCGUCCACGGACAACGCGCGGGAAGGCAGUACUUCGUCUACACGAACUCACGUCUGUCCGCGACCGGGGUAGUUCGUCCAGUGACGGGGGAGGCGAUUCGCCAGUGAAUCUCGAACCCAGGUCAUUUCAACACGACAGACGCCGUUCAACUCUUCUGAUGAACUACAGAGAAAUUCCAACUUCUCUUCCGGAACCGAAUGUGACCCCAGGCUUAAGAGGUCUGGCAGGAAGGAAGAUGAGGGGUGGAGGAAUUUGCCAUUCGGUAGUGACAACCGCCUCAAGGCCACCGCCAGCUCCGCCGAGACUCGCGAUCAUCGACUUCAACAAAUUGACUCGAGGUGGCUUGGACCAGGCCACAGGACGAGGCAGAGGGAAGUCAAAGAGACGGGACACAAGGCAAAACAGAAAUUCUCCUACAGCAAACCGAUUCUAGAUCUUAACGCGUAAAAUUCCGGCAAUACAGCACGCCUCGUGGCCAAAUGUUUAACUAAACUUCUCUAAAAAAAUGUUUUUCUGUCCAUUACUCGCCUUUCUUAAUAGGUAUCAAUGCCUAACUGACACAGACUGAUAGUCUAGUCAAUUAGCUAAAAAUAAAAAUUGAAUCACACAGAAUAUUAUUAAAAACUGUUUUAAUAUAUAAACUUCUAACACAUAUUAACCUGAACCUCGUCAUAUAUUAAUUAUCUACAAGAAUUUAGAGAAAUGUUAUGGUCUUCAGAACGUUUAUUUUUAAUUGUGAAUAGAAAUACGUAAUAUUUAUUAUUGAUAACAAAUAUCUAUAUAUUAAUUACACUGAAAAAAGGGUAUUUUCUGGGGUAUAAGUACCAGGUACAUGUUCAGAUAUUUCUGCACAGUCAAGAACUUUAAUAUCUAACAUUAAAAUAUAUAAUUAAUUUGUUGUUCUUUCAAGGAAAAUUUUCGAUAUCACUAUUCAACAAACAAAACAAUAUAGAAUCCAGGUACAUGGAAAUAAGAUAUUUCUGUCUCACGACAAAUUUCCUUGUACUAAAAUAGAUUUUCUGUUUGAAAUUUAUACUGUUUCGUUAUAAAACAGAACCUACUGUUAGAUGUCCUUGCAAAUAUAUAACCCUAUACGAAUUCGAAGGGGUUUUCUAUCUGUGUUACAUUUAGUAACAAAAAGAUUUAAAACUUGUUACACGAUGGAAAUAAAAUAAAAACAACAGAAAAACUUAAAAUGUACAACACAGAAAAAAUCAAUUCCCACAUAAAUCAUCCUUCGAUAUAAUAAGCAAUUGUGUGGUUAUCAUUUAUUGUUGUUAAUGGAUUUUGUUCCUUAUUGCGAUAAUAUUUAUAAAUAGUUUGUUACUAUUAGAGGGCUGUGGACUUGAUGGCAUAACAAUAUAACCGUUGCCAUGGUAAUACUUCUAUUUACAUGUACACAACAAAGUUAUUAUAUUAUAUAAUCGAUAUAAGAUUGGAUAUUUGAGAACAUAUAAAAUGAAAUCGUAUUACAUUUUUUAAUUAAUUUCAAUUUUUAUGUUCUUCUUGGUAUAAACAGUGCACAAAAUACUUUUCGUUCAUCCACAGCCUUCUAUACGCGUCUAAACAAUUGUACGCAAAGAAUCAAAACAGAUGUUUACGUUUUAACGCCGUAACAGCUUUGUUACACAUUUAUAUAAAAGUGUUAUUAUAAGUAAUCUACUAUAUUUUCUAGUCAUAAAAGAUUUUCCAUCUUUUUAAUACGACUAACGCACAUGUAAUAUUUAAGAUGUUUCUAAUUGUAAAAUAUUCUUUGCCUAAAGAGUAAAUUCUUGAAUUCUGAUCAAAUAAUUUUUAACGCACGUUUUAUAUUAAAUGUUUUCUUAAGGGAAUCCAAGUUAAAUAAAGACAAUAUGACGAUUAAGACCUUA
This is a messenger RNA of Zootermopsis nevadensis, 3701 nucleotides long. Its product is annotated as cytosolic carboxypeptidase 6. Gene Ontology annotation, molecular function: metallocarboxypeptidase activity; zinc ion binding. NCBI's taxonomy places the organism in Eukaryota, Metazoa, Arthropoda, Insecta, Blattodea, Termopsidae. The record is from RefSeq and is a predicted model, not a curated record. Gene Ontology annotation, biological process: proteolysis.